CGUUUAUCAGCACUUUUAGAAAUUGCCAUAUAAUUUCUUUUGUUUUUACAUCUUGCAAACAGUUACUUAAAUAAGAUAUAAUAAUUUUAAAAUUGAUCUGAUUCAAAAUAUUUAAAGUGAAACAUUUGACUGAAUAUUGAAGUAGAAAAUUUAAUCAAUUAUAAUGGAUGUUAACGGGGAUAACUUUGAUUCUCAACAACAGCAACAAAAUGAUCAACAAAUGCAAUGCGAUUCUUCAUAUACGUCCAUGAACACAUUCGAAACUACGCAUUACGGUCCGCACAUGCCGCUUGAAUUACCAAUGCAAACAGCAAUUCCACUUCCUGCUCCUCCAGCGCCAUUGGCAAUAACUAAAGCGCAUCAAGCACCUACAGCAAAUAAUUCAACAGAUAUUGACUCACUGUUAUUACAACAGUUUAGUUGUCUCGGCACAACAGAUCAUGAAGAACUUAUAAGACAAUUUCAAAGUUUAAUGAAUAAUCAAAUGAACGAAGACUCUGCUAGAUUUUUCCUUGAAAUGAGUAAUUGGAAUUUGCAAACAGCAGUAGGUUGUUACUUAGACUUCUGCAAUUUUCAAAUAAUUCCAUCGGUAAAAAUUCUUCAAAAAGGUAAUCCUUACUAUGUGCAGCAGACCUGGCAAAUACAAAAUGAUGGUACGGAAGCUUGGCCUAAAGGUUGCUAUAUCAUGUCUGCUAGUCAAUCAAAGCGUUUUGAACUGCCAAUCAUUAAGCCAGGUGAAACAUGUAAUUUAAUUGCAGAAUUUAAUGCAUCACAUCCACCAAUCAUGUGGCGUUUUUGUACACCAAAUGGAUGGUAUUUUGGAGAUGCUAUCUGGAUGAUUGGCCCAGGUAGUUGUGCACCAGAAGAACUAGCUGAACGCUUAUCGCAAUUAAGCACUUCCCCAAGCUCAAUGACUCCUGAAAACUUUCCACAAAUAAAUAUUGUGAUAUCUGUUAAUAUGGAUUGAGGCUAAAUAGUGUCGGUUUCACAGAUUUUCAUGUUUAUACUUAAAAUAAUACGAACGUUAUUUUAAUUUUUGUAAUGUCUGUUUUACAUUAUAAUCUAUACAUUAGUUAUUUGAAAUUUUUUCUUUGGUUAAGUUAAAAAGUUUAACAAAUAAUUAUUUUAAGUACAUAUAUAAACUAUAUAUACAUGUAUAUGUCUAUUAGGUGUAAGCGAAAUUCUGUAGAUUUUACGGCUUAUUAAAAAUUUUAACCAAAUUGUUAAAGAGAAAAAUAUAAGUGCUUUUAAUUGUUACAUAAAUAAAAACUUUUGAAUAAUUAUUAUUUGGAAAUAAAAAUUAAAUAUAUGU
Messenger RNA from Teleopsis dalmanni, 1312 nucleotides. RefSeq names its product protein ILRUN. Gene Ontology annotation, molecular function: protein binding. The coding region runs from base 164 to 967 and encodes 267 amino acids. The transcript has 4 exons. The record is from RefSeq and is a predicted model, not a curated record. Lineage: Eukaryota; Metazoa; Arthropoda; Insecta; Diptera; Diopsidae.